ACCACCACCUCCACCCUUAUCCCCACCAGAUCUAGCUAGCACCACCACCUCCACCCUCAUCGGAGCCACCUCCCACCCAACCUCCUCGUCUGAAACACUGACCUCACACCCAAACCGCCGAACCCCCAGGCAACAACUCCCUCGCACAGCAGCCCGCGACCAACCCACCUCCCUACCUCCACCGUUAGCCGUCGAAUUAACCACCAGCACCUCCAAUUCGACCACAACAUCCACCAUCGCACUCAGUCCACAUCAGAGCCACCACAAGACCCUUCAGAGCCGGCGCUAAUUCCAUUGAAGCGGUCGCUCCUAGUUCGAUCUACAAAAUCCAAUUCGUGUUUGGGGUUCAGCGGUGCGGGGGUGGUCAGGGUUCCGAGAUCGGCGCUCUAGUGGGGUGAUGGUGAGAAGGAGGAGAGGGAAGGAGGGUUGUGGCAGGGGAUUUGGGAAUCUGGCUUGGCGGUGUUUGAGGUGGAGUUGGCGCACCGGCAGUCGGAGGAGUCUAGGUAGCAUCGCCGGCGAUCGGAGGAACUUGGGGUGGUGUGCCGAAAGGGAGAUGGUGGCUGGGCAGUUUGUGGGUGGUUUUUGGUGUUUAAGGUUAAUUUUUUUAAUUUUUCUUUUUUUUUUAAAAAAUAUAAAUCUAACUAUAGUUAAUAUUUAAUGAAAUUAGGUUAUGAAUGAGAUAAAAUUUUUAACUAAGGUCAUUUUGUAUAAUAAAAAAAGCAAAAGUUGAGGGUUACCGUUGAGAAAUUCCCAUAUAUAUAUAUCCCCUUCCUCCCUCCCAACGUUUUCAUUGAAACAUACGCAACGUUCUCCAUUGAAGCGGUCUCCGUUGAAUCUAACACUUGUAUGAUUGUAUACCCCAUUGAAGCAGCUUCUGAGGGUCUGGUGAAACAAUUUUUAUGGAGUGUGUGGUUCAGGGAAUAAUUGAGACCCAGCAUGUGGAAGCACUAGAGAUUCUUCUGCAGGGUCUUUGUGGAGUCAAUAAGGAGCGGUUAAGGAUUCAUGAGUUGUGCUUAAAAAGUAGCCCAAACCUUGGAUUUGUCUCUUCUGAGGUUCGACUUAUAUGUGAUCUGGAGCAGCCUGAACCUACUUGGCUUGUUCGUCAUGUUGGUGGUGCAAUGAGAGGUGCUGGCGCUGAACAGAUUUCAGUUCUGGUGCGGACCAUGGUAGAAAGCAAAGCUAGCAAGAAUGCCCUGCGCUUGUUUUAUGCACUUGGCUAUAAAUUGGAUCAUGAGUUGUUGCGGGUGGGUUUUUCCUUCCAUUUCCAUAGGGGUGCUCAAAUCACUGUUACUGUCUCGUCAGUUAAUAAGUUAUCAAAGUUGCAUGCGGUUGAUGACGGUGAUCCAGUCACACCAGGCAUACAAUUAGUUGAAGUUACUGCUCCUGCUACAUCUGAUAAUUAUGGUGAAGUUGUGACUUCUGUCUCUUCUUUCUGUGAAUACCUUGCCCCGCUGCUGCAUUUAUCAAAACCUGGUGUAUCUACUGGGGUAGUCCCAACUGCUGCUGCUGCUGCUGCAUCUCUGAUGUCUGAUGGUGGAGGCACAACUGUGUAGCUUCUGCUGAGCUGGGAGAUAUUACAGACGUGGAAAGGUGACCACAAGUCCAACCAUAAUUGAGAAUAAUAUGAUCAUCAAUCCUGUGAAGUUCACAACGAGCGCUUCUUGGGUUCGCUGAAGCUUCAAGAAGGUGAACUUUUCCACCAAACCCAUAACAGCAGUACAUAUUGCUAGAAGAAAUAUGACUAUGCCUCCAAAUACAUGCCAUGGUGCUACUGCUGCUCUGGCUGUUGAUUUAGAAUGCGGAAAU
This is a messenger RNA of Chenopodium quinoa (quinoa), 1806 nucleotides long. RefSeq names its product mediator of RNA polymerase II transcription subunit 18. NCBI's taxonomy places the organism in Eukaryota, Viridiplantae, Streptophyta, Magnoliopsida, Caryophyllales, Amaranthaceae. The record is from RefSeq and is a predicted model, not a curated record. Gene Ontology annotation, molecular function: transcription coregulator activity. Bases 900 to 1553 code for a protein of 217 amino acids. Gene Ontology annotation, biological process: regulation of transcription by RNA polymerase II; termination of RNA polymerase II transcription. The transcript has 7 exons. Gene Ontology annotation, cellular component: core mediator complex; mediator complex.